CGACAGGUUGUGGUCUAUCUUGUUUAAGUUAUACAAAUAUUUGAUAAGAGCGCUUGUCGAGUGGUUAGCAUAGCGAGGUACCCCAACUCGGAGAAACCGAAGCGUAGGUCGAACCUUGCCUCGUUUUAAUUCACAUAUGUAUUCAUUUUUGGCCCGUUUUUUUUUUUCUGGUAGAAUAUUCUCAAACCUCGUUAUUAAAUUGUAUUCCGCGGCAUGUAGUUAACGUGCUGUCGAACGUUACCGGCUUUGCGCCAGGAGUGAAGACCAAUCAAUCACCGGUUACCUUCUCCGCUAGCUAGUUUUGUGUACAGUGUGGUGUUGCUGAGGCAAGGGAAAAAACGCAGCGGUCACCAAGUGACUGGAUCUUGUGGCGUGAGCACUAAUGCUGUCUAGCAAACACGGCGAAUCCCAGUCGCCGGUGUAAAGCGCGGUGUGUAAAAUACAUCUUGCAGCCCUCGACCCAGAUAAUAAUAAUAAUAAUAAUAGUAAUAAUAGAUAGGUCGAUAUCGGGAGAAGCGCAACGCAAGGAUGUUGCAAAUACUGGCUUGCGGCGUCGUAAUUUUUCCCGGUCUCUUCUUCAUCUUUCGGAGGGUACUCCCGUCCAUUUUCAAACAGUGGACCGAUGCCGACGUUGUACUGGUCAGCGAGAGGCUGGUGUCCUCCAUCCACGCCAUCAUGGCCACCACGGCAGGAGUCAUCGUGGUGUCGGAGUGCAGCGGUAACAUCAUGACCGACAGGUACUGGCUGGCCACCUACUUUGUCAUCUGGUACGGCGUGCCCUACAUGACAUACGAUAUCUACGCCAUGUACCUCAGCCACUACUACCGCUUCCGGGUCAAGGGCCACGAGGAGUAUAAGGAGCACUCGUUGACCACGGUCAACUCGUUUGUCCGCCGCGAGUUCCUGCUGGUGCUCCACCACAUCGCGCUGCUCACCAUCCUGCUGCCCGUCACCCUGUUCUUCAGGAGGGACCAGGGCGAUUACUUCAUCGGAUGCCUGUUCCUCACAGAGCUCAGCACGCCCUUCGUCUCCUUAGGGAAGAUCCUCAUCCAGCUGGGUCUGCAGGACUGCUGGGUCCACAAGGCCAAUGGGGGCAUGGUGCUGCUCAGCUUCUUCCUGUGUCGAAUCGCCCUCUUUCCCUACAUGUACUGGGUGUAUGGCCGCCACUACGGCAUCCCCGUCUACGGCGUGCCCUUCCACCUGACACUGUUGGUCAACCUGGGCAACCUGUGCAUCCUGGCACCACAGGUCUACUGGUUCGUGCUGCUCUGCCGCAAGGGCUGGCGGCUCUACCAGCGCCAGUGUCACUCCACCGCCGCCGCCAGCAGCCAGGACUCCUCCCCUCCUCCCUCACCUAGCCCCCCCUCCCUCACGGACAACCAACCCAAGGGAAAUCAUUAGAGCUGGAGAGCUCACUCUGUCACCAUCGCACUCUCUCUGUUCUUUCUCGGUUCUCUCUACUCUAUAUGUGCUCGAGUCACACAAAAACGAACCACCAUCGACUACUACUUACUACUACCACUGCAAAAGCACUACGGCUACUUACCACAGUCUCCCCAAAAAUACUACUACUACUUCUACUACUACUAUCGUUACUACUAUGAUUACACUAGUACUGCUACUGCUCCUCCUCCCCCUGAGCCCCCACCCCCUCCUCCCCUUUGCUUCAAUACUACUGAUCGCUCCACCCCAUGCCCAUCCAAGCUCUACUCUUUUAGCUCUUCAUUGGGGUUUUUACCCCUACCCCCCACACCCCUCUGCUUGGAUUAGAGGGAUUGGACAGGGGUUAUAUUUGGAGUGCUACACUGGAGUUUCCCUAAAAGAUAUGAAGAAGACAGAGAAUGGAGCUCCUGGCUUUUUUCGGAGGGGGGGGGGGUGGUGCUGAGACACUCCCCCGGCCCCUCCCCUUCAUCUAUUACUAGCUCUGCUGAUUGGAGGAUCGGUUACAGUGUAGAUGAAUGUGUCUGUAGAAUUAGUUGAAUUAUUUUGUUUGUCAAUGAUUUUUAUGUGUCAAGUUCUGAAGAGUCCCAUUUUAUGAAGUGUUUGUCCACCCACCCAGUCCUCAUCUUUAAAAGACCGCCGGCGGGAGAGGAGGAGAAGCGGAGAAGGGGACUUGGCAUUUCAGAUAGAAAUAGUGACAAGGCUGGGUGGUGGGACAAGGGCUGGAGGGAUGGGAGGGGGUGUUUACAAACUAAGAUAGGUACGGGUGUCACCUCAUCUACAUUUGAAGGAGAAAAUGAAAAAUAAAUGUUUGCACCAGCAUAGCUACACAAAAACCCAUUUAAUGUGAUUGGAUUUUGGAACUCCACCCUCCUUUAUCCACCUCAGCGCCUCCCAUUGUCCUGUUUCCUCAUUCUCCGUGGCCGCCGCCGCUGGCCAAUCGGCACGCCUGCAGCACUCCAGUCCUCCUCCUUUGUUGUUUACGGCCCAACAGGAUUCCCAACAGCUAUGCUGUGGCCCUCUGUAGCUCAGCUGGUAGAGCACGGCGCUUGUAACGCCAAGGUAGUGGGUUCGAUCCCCGGG
Messenger RNA from Coregonus clupeaformis (lake whitefish), 2523 nucleotides. RefSeq names its product ceramide synthase-like. The transcript is spliced from 5 exons. Gene Ontology annotation, cellular component: endoplasmic reticulum; membrane. The record is from RefSeq and is a predicted model, not a curated record. The coding region runs from base 529 to 1401 and encodes 290 amino acids. NCBI's taxonomy places the organism in Eukaryota, Metazoa, Chordata, Actinopteri, Salmoniformes, Salmonidae. Gene Ontology annotation, biological process: lipid homeostasis.